Molecule: messenger RNA, 4563 nt
Organism: Cyclocybe aegerita
Lineage: Eukaryota; Fungi; Basidiomycota; Agaricomycetes; Agaricales; Hemipholiotaceae
Source: the annotation of a GenBank genome assembly
AUGGCCCCCGCCCAUAUCCGCCAUCAGUCACGCCUCGGUGCCUGGUAUGCUCGGGUCGCCGCGUUCAAGGUCGAGGACCUCUUUUCGAGGAAGAAGACGCCCGGACCGCGCAGGACUGUCUUCAUCAACGAGAACCUUCCUGACGACUACCACGACUCUCGAGGAAGAGUGAAGAAGGAGCAUAUCUAUACCAAUAACCAGGUUAUUACCUCCAAGUACACUGUCAUCACGUUCCUACCCCGGAAUCUGCUCGAACAGUUCAGACGUGUUGCUAAUGUGUUCUUCCUCGGGAUCGCCAUUCUGCAGUUCUUCCCAAAAUUCUCGACUAUCUCUCCCGGGCUCGUUAUUCUACCCCUUCUUAUCGUUGUCGGAAUUACGGCGCUCAAGGAUGGCUAUGAAGAUAUUAAACGGCAUCAGUCCGAUCGCAGAGUUAAUAAUUCGCUCGUCCGGGUGCUUGGAGGUGGGGAUUGGGUCAACCCGAAUAUCAUGCAGCGGAAGAGCAAAACAUUUGUGCGAGGGGUGAUGAAGACGUAUGGAAGGAGCAUCAAGAAGGUGAAGAAGACAAACCCUGUCGGCGAAGAACUUCAAGGCGUCACAUCUCCGAUGAGCCCUCCCGUCGAGUAUGAUGACGAUGUCGUGGAGGAGCGCCGUCGUAUCUCGGGCAUCUUCACACAUCACCGGCGCUCGUCUUCUCGCCACAAUGCACCAACGGAAGGAGAGCCUGUCAAGGAUGAAAAAAGUGCUGACCGCCCACACUGGAAGAAGAAAGCAUGGGAGGACAUCGCUGUUGGAGACUUCGUCAAAAUUUUGGACAACGAAUCUAUACCAGCGGACAUCCUUGUCUGCGCCACCUCUGAAGACGAGAAUGUCGCUUUUGUGGAGACCAAGAAUCUCGACGGCGAGACGAAUCUGAAGUCACGGAACGCUGUCCCCGCUCUGACCCAUCUACGAACCGCAGGUGCCUGCGCCUCGACGCAUAAUGCCUUCAGGCUGGAGUGUGAUCGACCUGAUACGAACAUGUAUAAGCUCAAUGCUGCGGUCAAGGUCGGGAAGGAGACCUUCCCAGUAGACAUGCAGAUGGUGCUACUACGUGGAACGGUACUAAGGAAUACGAAGUGGGUCGUCGGAGUCGUGAUGUACACUGGUGAGGACACGAGGAUCGUCAUGAACUCCGGUGGGACGCCUAGUAAGAGGAGCAAGGUCGAGAGGCAGAUGAACCCUCAAGUGUUCAUCAACUUGGGUUUGCUAGCGCUCAUGGCUAUGGCUUGUGGCGUGGUCGAUUCUGUGCUUCAACAUCGGGAUUAUCCUACUGGAGCACCUUGGCUGUAUGGUGCCAAUCGGUCGGAUGAUAACCCCACUAUCAAUGGACUGUUCACUUUCUUCUUUGCUCUCAUCACUUUCCAAAAUAUUGUUCCUAUCUCACUGUACAUCUCCAUUGAAUUUGUGCGGACUUGUCAAGCAGCAUUUAUUUAUUUCGACUCGAACAUGGUUUACAAAGGACAGGCUACGUUGGCUCGGAGUUGGAACUUAUCGGAUGAUCUUGGACAAAUCGAAUAUAUCUUCUCCGACAAGACUGGCACAUUGACUCAGAACUCUAUGGUGUUCCGGAAAUGCUCUAUCGGGGGAAAAAUGUACAACGGAGACCCGAUAGACGAAGAAGAGGAAGAGAGCAGCAUACAGAAAGGAGGCAACGUCACGGCGGAGGAGAAAGUCAUCAGCGAGAAGCGAACUACGCACUCUCCUGAUAUACCCCUAGAGGACAUGCGCUCGUCAGGAUCGUCAACAGCUGCGUACCCGCCAAAGCAGGCCGAAGGGGUCAAGAGCACCAGUAACACCAGCACCGGAAGUGAGGGUCAACCAGACUCCAAAAAAGAUCCUAAUGGGCCGACGUCGACAGCAAGUCCACCGAAGGCCAUCCACCACUUCCGUGACGCGGAGCUGACACGCGACCUCCUCGACGCAGUGCACGCCGACCCAGACUCGUCCAACGCUGCCCACGCGCGCCAGCUCAAUGGCUUCUUCUCCGUUCUCGCCUUGUGCCACACCGUGCUGACAAACGUCGACCCGGAGGCUGGUAAAAUCGAGUACAAGGCGCAGAGUCCCGACGAGGCUGCACUCGUGCAGGCAGCGGCCGACAUGGGCUUCGUGUUCAGAGGCAGAGAGAGGGAGACACUCUAUUUGCAGACGCCAUUCGCUGCGCAGGGUGGGAUCGAGGAGGUCGCUGGCGCGGGUGCCGAUCCCGGCUCACCUGCGUCGUCAGCGCAUGCACAGUCAUCGGGCUCCGCGACGGCGGCCGGGCAUUCGACGGUUCCUCGAGCGUUGGCUGCUGGCGUCGAGGAUGGUACGCUCGAGCGAUACGAGCUGCUCAACAUUCUCGAGUUCACGAGUGCAAGAAAGAGGAUGAGCGUCGUUCUGCGGAGGCUCGAUUCUGAGGAUGGACGGUUGUUCUUACUGACGAAAGGCGCGGAUAAUGUGAUUUUCGAGAGGCUGAAGCCCGGCGCUCGCGAGGAGCUGAAGAAGGUCACUGAAAGCCACCUGGAUGAGUAUGCAAGUCAAGGGCUGAGAACGCUAACUCUGGCUUAUAAAGUCAUCAAUGAGGACGAAUAUAACGCCUGGAGCGAGCGAUACCAUGAGGCCACUGUCGCGAUGGACGACCGUGAUGCGAAGAUCGAGGCCGUCUCUGAUGAGCUGGAGCAGGACUUGCGGUUGCUCGGUGCUACAGCCAUCGAAGAUCGUCUGCAAGAUGGUGUACCGGAGACUAUCGCGGAUUUGAAGAGAGCCGGCAUCAAGGUGUGGGUUGCCACUGGCGAUAAACUGGAAACUGCCAUCGCCAUUGGACACAGCACAAACCUUAUCAGCCCGGAUUCCAACAUCAUCGUCAUACGUGGAGGUAGCUCUGGAAGACCAGUUUACGACCAGAUCCUGCAUGCCAUCCAAGAAUUCUUCCCAGACAGCGGCAUCCUCGACGAGCAUGGCCAAUUGACUACCUCUGCCUACGCCAAACCAGAACUCAUCGAGGGCGGCCAGCGGGCAGCAUCUCCUUCGCCAGGAGGUGGCCCUCUGCGUCGCACAGACACAGGCAUCUCAUCCAUCGUUGGUUCAAACAACGGCGACCGUCCAGGUGGCUUUGUCCUUGUCAUCGACGGGACAGCACUGGGUGUGGCCCUCUCGGACGAGUUGCAUAAAGAUGCACUACUGAGACUUGCGAUGGUCUGUGAGGGUGUUAUAUGCUGUCGUGUGUCGCCUUUGCAGAAGGCCCUGGUUGUCAAGCUUGUGAAGGACGGAUUAGGAACUAUGACGUUGGCCAUUGGUGACGGCGCCAACGAUGUCAGCAUGAUCCAGGCUGCGGAUGUGGGUGUAGGUAUCUCGGGUGAAGAGGGUCUGCAAGCCGUCAACUCGUCGGAUUAUGCUAUUGCUCAGUUCCGCUUCCUGAAACGGUUGCUUUUGGUUCACGGCCACUGGUCCUAUGCACGCAACGGAACGAUGAUUCUCAACUUCUUCUACAAGAACAUCGUUUGUAUCGGCGUGCUAUGGUGGUUCCAGAUUUACUGUGCUUGGAGUUCGAAUUACGUAUUCGAGUACACUUACCUGUUGUUUUGGAACUCCUUCUGGACAAUUGCGCCAGUUAUUGGCAUUGGUGUCUUCGACAGGUUUGCGGAUUCGCAUGUUCUGAUGGACGUUCCUGAACUGUACUGGUAUGGCCGUGAGGGCAAAUGGUUUGGCACAGGUCAAUUCAUCCUUUAUAUGUUCGAUGGUGUCCUUCAAUCUGCCAUCAUCUAUUUCCUUAUUCUGUACACCUAUGUGACCGUUUCAUCGCGAUCUGACGGCUGGCAAGUGAACCAGUAUGAAUUUGCGACGACUAUGGUUUUCGCCGCUGUCCUCACUGCUAACACCUUCAACGGUCUUAACACAAGCGCAUGGACAGGCUGGGUGUUCUUUGCUGUCUUCAUUGGAGACGUACUUGUCUAUGUUUACACUGCCGUCUACAACUCUAUCUCUCCUGGAUGGUUCGUUACUCCAGUAUGGGGCAACAACGUCUUCCUGUUUGAAUCCGCAUACUAUUGGCUCUGUCUUCCUCUUACCAUCUGUCUCGCACUUCUACCUCACUACCUCCUCAAGGCUUGGCGAUUCGGCUUUUAUCCGGAUGACAUCGACACCCUGCGGUACAUUCGCAAAAUGGACCCCAGUAGAGACCUUGCCCAUGACACACAAACUUGCAACCCAUUGGGCGCUCUCAAGCGCCCCAGACCAGCUUCGAUGAUCUCACAUAACCGAACAGAGAGCGUGGCAUCGCUACCACGUCCUUCAAUGGACUUCAGAUCUGCAAGCAGGACGGACAUGUCAACUGGAAUUCGAUCCGUCCAUCGUGGGUUCGAUUUCUCAGCGGAGGAGAAUGGGGUCGCCAUGCAGCGGAUGCAGAGCCGUCUGUCAGAACGGCGACAAAGUAGUCGAAAUCUUGCACAACCACAACCCAGAAGAAGAGGAACUGUCAGCCAAGUACUAUCUGUACCACGGAAUUUCCUGCGGAAAAAGGCGUCAAACGCGAAGGAUCUAGAACAAUAA